CCACCGUGAAACCCACCAAAAAAACUCAAAAAACCACGGCCUCAUAACCACCAUACACACAAGCCAGGCAAUAAUGGACGACUACGGCAGUGACGACGAGUCCGUCCAGGACUACACCGAAACAAAGGUCCUCCUGGGCUACGCCGAGACUGAGCCGAGUAGCGACCUCAUCAGCCAUCUCGGUGGAGAACCUAUAUGGCCACAUCCUUCCUCGCCUGCCGACGCACGCCUCGCUAAAUGCGCAUGUUGUAACAAACUCAUGCCACUGCUGCUCCAGCUCAAUGGCGCAAUCCCGGAGAGCCCGCACGAGAGAAUGUUUUACGUCUUUGGCUGCAAGGAGAAGACGUGCCGGCGGAAGAAGGGGAGCAUGAAAGCGCUACGGGGAGUGAAGGUGUCGAAGGAUUACGAGCUGCGGAUUGCGAAGGCGAAGGAAGAGGAGGAGGCGAGGAGAGCUGAAGAGAAGAGGAAAAGAGAGGAAGAUGCGACGAAACCGAAGGCUGGGAAUUUGCUAUUUGGGUCGGGGGCUGGGCUGGGUAUGGGCGCGGAAGGAAACCCGUUCUCUGCUGGCGGAAAUCCGUUUUCCACCACAGCGACGGCGGCGGCGACAGCGAACCCUUUCUCGACGAAACCCGCAGCUCCUACUACUGCAACGCCAACGGCGGAAAAGCUUACGAAAUCGUUCGCCGACACGCUUCGCAUCUCCAGCACCACCAAACCUGAGCCCGAGCCACUCCUCUACGGCCCCUCCGAGCCUUGGCCAUCACCGCUCCCCUUCACCUACCCACUCUUCUACUUCGAUGCUGACUACGAGACCCUCGUCCCCGACGCUCCGAUCCCUCAAAAGAUCGAAGAAGUCCUCGGCGACGACAAGACCUCGGACUCCCUGCCUGUCUCUAACAACGAUGCGGACGACGGUCACUUGGACACAGUUUUCCAGAAGUUCGCGGACCGCGCGGGACAAAAUCCCGAGCAAGUACUACGGUAUGAGCGCGGUGGCUGCCCACUGCUUUACAGUCAUAACGAUGAGGUGGCAAAGACCCUACUCGACUCGAAGAAGGAGUUCACGACGGGAAGGAUACCGUCGUGCACUGAGUGCGGAAAGAGGGAGCGCGUAUUUGAGUUUCAGCUCAUGCCACAUGCCAUCAGUGUCCUUGAGGGGGACUCGAUGGGACUCGAUGGAAUGGAGUGGGGAACGGUCAUAGUCGCUACUUGUACUUGUGCUCCGAAGGUGAGGGAUGUCAACGGCGUGGGUUGGGUGGAAGAGUGGGUUGGCGUCCAGUGGGAGGGGCAGAACUAGAUGUGUCUGGGGGAACUGGAGGGUGAGCGAGGAUGGAUGAUAUAUCAUGUUAAUGGAGAGGAGUACCUGGUCCAUGUGAAGUCGCUGGUCAGCCACAUUGAUUUGGAGCCUGUAACUACAAUGUAAAAAUUGAUCUUAAAUGCA
This is a messenger RNA of Tricharina praecox, 1441 nucleotides long. RefSeq names its product programmed cell death protein 2. The record is from RefSeq and is a predicted model, not a curated record. Gene Ontology annotation, biological process: maturation of SSU-rRNA. Bases 74 to 1297 code for a protein of 407 amino acids. Gene Ontology annotation, cellular component: cytoplasm. Lineage: Eukaryota; Fungi; Ascomycota; Pezizomycetes; Pezizales; Pyronemataceae. The transcript is spliced from 2 exons.